CUCUAAGCUGAUCUUCAAGAACCCAGAUAAGGAAGACUUUGGGACGUAUUCUGUUUCUGUCACAAACACAGAGGGAGUGUCAUCCAGCUACACAAUCUCUAAUGAAGAGUUGGUAAAGAUGCUGGCGCUCAGUUAUGAUAUCAGACACCCAGCCCAACAAGAUGGGUCAUGACGUCGCUACAGGGAUCAUUGAGUUCAUCAUGGAUCAUUUCACUGAGGAGAAUGAGGGGACAUAUACCUGCCAGAUCACAGAUGGAGGAGGAAAGGCACAGAGCUCACUGGUUCUGAUUGGAAAUGCUUUCAAAGCAGCCCUGGCUGAGGCUGAUUUCCAGAGGAGAGAGUACAUCAGAGUCAAAGAGGGCCCCCACUUUAGUGAGUUUCUAUCACUUCAGAUUGGGGAUGACUGCUCUGUCACUUUGGUCUGCAAGGUUGCUAACUUGAAGAAGGAAUCAGUGUUUCACUGGUUUAGAGAAGACACGGAGAUCAUCCCGGAUGUAAAACCUGACCUGGGAUCAGGAGUCUGUAAACUGCCAAUUAAAGAGUUUUCAAUGAAGACAGCAGGAAUUUACAAAGCCACCAUCAGCGAUGACAGAGGAAAAGAUAUGAGCCAAAUAAACAUUUCUGGAAAAGUCUUUGACGAUGCCAUAAACAAGCUCAGCCAACUGGCUGGAGCCAGUGCAGCAGAGCUUGUGAUAAACUGCACAGCAACAGGCAUUCAGCUGCAGUGUCACAUGAAGUAUUACACCUUAGAGAUGAACAUCACCUGGUAUAAUGGACUAAACUCUCCCACAGUGACAAGAUUGGUAGUUGAACCAGUGGAGAAGGACAAGGGCAAGUACUCCAUUGUGAUCACUGACCCUGAAAACUCACAUAAACGCACACUGGACCUCAGCGGUGAUGUAUAUGAGAAAGCCUUUGCAGAGUUCCAGAAACUAAAGUGUCAGACUGGCUCGCCUAAUGACGAAUCACUGCUUCCUUCACAUUUGCUUCAUAACUGGCUGAGGCAUACGCUGAGAAGAGUGGUGGGAGGACUGCCUGAUGUGGUCACCAUUAUGGAAAAGAAGACUUUGAGUUUAACAUGUACAGUGUGUGGAGACCCCAAACCUCAGGUGUCAUGGCUGAAGAACGGAUCAGAAGUCGAGCCUGAUGAUCAGUAUGUGGUCUCCCUGGACCAGGGCAAGUUUGCCAGUCUGACGAUCAAAGGCGUUUCCAUGGAGGAUUCUGGCAGAUAUACCAUGAUUGUCCAGAAUAAAUAUGGAGGAGAGUCUGUGGAUAUAGUGGUCAGUGUGUAUCGCCAUGGGGAGAAAAUCCCUGAGGCAAAACCAACUCUGACCCCUAAAACAAUCAUCCCACCUAAAUUACCAAUCGAGAUCCCUCAGCCUAAGACCCAGCCUGCUCCGAGCGCUGCCCCUUCAACUCCUAGCCCUGCCGCUCCUAAGGCAGCACUGGGAAGAGGGGUGAAGAGUCCUACUCCAAGUCGGAGGAAGUGAAAAGCAAGGCAGAAGAAACACAAUCACUGGUGCACAAUUAGACCACACAUAGCUGAGAAGCCUUUAUUGGUGUUCUCUAUCUGGAUUGAAAUGGAGCUAAUACUCUUUCCAUUAAAUUAGAGCGUCAAGAAAACCCUGACAUAUGAAAUAAAUCUUGCAAUUGUGAUGGAAAGCAAAAAAUAAUUUCAAUGUGAAAUCAUUGUAUAAAAUCAGCAAAAUUAUACUAGAAUAAUAAAAAGCUAGGCACUAUCUAAACAUGAGGAAAUUAGAAAUUAAUUGAAAUGAACUUGAAUAAAGCUACAAAUUGAAUAAAACUUGAAGAAAGAGUGAAAUGUGUUUUAAAUUCAUUCUUGAAGUGCACAAAUGACACCGCAUGCAGUAUAAUCAAAUAUUAAAUGGCUUGCAAAUUACAGGAACAUUGCCCAAAGUUAACUGACUUGAAGCUUCGAUGCACCUUGGCAUUGUGGAACAAUAUUUCGUAUUUAUCAUAGUUAGGGGGAGUUUAACAUGUUAGUCAAAACAAAAUUGGGUUAAAGUCUAGUAAGUACAAAUCCCAAAGGAGACCAGUA
This is a messenger RNA of Oreochromis niloticus (Nile tilapia), 2059 nucleotides long. RefSeq names its product M-protein, striated muscle. Bases 135 to 1490 code for a protein of 451 amino acids. Lineage: Eukaryota; Metazoa; Chordata; Actinopteri; Cichliformes; Cichlidae. The transcript is spliced from 18 exons. The record is from RefSeq and is a predicted model, not a curated record.